This is a messenger RNA of Malassezia globosa CBS 7966, 918 nucleotides long. RefSeq lists its product as uncharacterized. Lineage: Eukaryota; Fungi; Basidiomycota; Malasseziomycetes; Malasseziales; Malasseziaceae. Gene Ontology annotation, molecular function: fatty acyl-CoA hydrolase activity. Bases 1 to 918 code for a protein of 305 amino acids. The transcript is spliced from 3 exons. Gene Ontology annotation, biological process: acyl-CoA metabolic process; fatty acid catabolic process. Gene Ontology annotation, cellular component: peroxisomal matrix. The record is from RefSeq and is a predicted model, not a curated record.
AUGAAGGAUGGCAUAACCCUAACACCAGAGGAAUGGGAUGAGCGGAUUCCAUCAUUUGCAGGUGUUCGUCAGACGUCGUUCUGUGAGUUUGAGAGCGUGGCGAAAGAGCACUUUGUGCCUGUGAUGGGAAAGUCGGUGUUUGGCGGCUCUCUUAUUGCGCAGAGUAUGGAGUCGGCAAGCAAGACAGUUCCGCGACAUAUGGAGCUUCAUGGCAAAUUCUUGGAUCGAGCAAACGUCAAUGAUUAUAUCCACUACUUCGUGAAAAAACUACGUGAUGGGCGCUCUUAUGUGUCGCGCCGGGUCGAUGCAAUGCAAGGAACGACGCUUCUUUUUACAGCUACGAUGUCGUUUCAGAUGCCCGAGCCGGAUCAACCGCAGUUUUUUGCACCACCUCCGAAAAUUGUUAUGGAUGGUGAUUUCAAGCUGCAGCUUAAUAUCCAAGAGGGGCAAAAUUUCCUCCCCAAAGAAGUGCUGGCUCCUGAAAAAUGCAUGCUGUCAUACAAGCGGUAUGAGCAUCUUCUAUCGACGAUACCGAAGGACGAUCCGAUGUACGCCAUGUGCGCUAAAUGGACGGAUGACCAGCGUCACGUGUAUCCAGUAGAGUAUCGACCGGCUGUACCGACAAUGUACGAUAAAAACGGGCACCUCCAGUAUGGCACGAGCGUAGCAUAUUGGGUUCGCUCGCGUGGCAAUAGCCCUGGCUCGAUCAACUUCCAGCGUGCUAUGUUGGCAUUUCAGACAGACCAACUCCUGCUCGUCAACAUGCAAUCGAGCAUACGCUCGCUCGUACCCUCGAUGAUGGCAUCUCUGGAUCACACGAUGUGGUUCCAUAAUGACUUUACUAUGAAAGAUUGGCUUUUGAUGGUGAUUCAGGAGGGCGUUUUCCGUUAUGAUACCAAUCCAGCCUCGCGUCUCUAG